UGGCACAGCGAAAAUUCUAUGAGCAGGAGCUGGAUGAGGACCUAGGCGACAACUUGGAUUUUGCUAUAGGCAACUAUGUUCAGAGCGGCGUUCCUGGUCUAUAUGAUGACCAAGUCCAGCUUGAUCAGGCCACGCUUGCUGCUAUGCAGAUGCAACUGAAUCAACAACAGCAACUCGCCUCCGUACCAGACGCUGUGAAGCGUUUCAUCGUACAUUUCCAUCAGUCUAUCCGUGACGGCAAUCUUCCAGAGAUUAGCCUUGCGUAUGAGAGUGGCUGGAACCGCCUCACCGAAAAAUUCUACAGCAAGACGGAGUGGCCAGAGGCUGAGACGAUCUCUCCCCUUGUCGGGGAUGACCCAAUAUUCUUGAUCCUGUAUCGAGAGCUAUAUUACCGUCACGUUUACUCGCGGCUCUCUCCUAACAUCGACGAUCGAUUCCAUUCUUACGAGAAUUCCUGCGAGCUUUUUAACUAUCUGCUGAAUUCGGACGGCCCUGCCCCACUGGAUCUUCCAGACCAGUGGCUUUGGGAUAUCAUAGAUGAAUUCAUCUACCAGUUUCAAUCAUUCUGCUCGUGGAAGAAUAAGGUCGGGUCAAAGAGCGAGGAUGAGAUGGCUAUGCUUGCUGAGGCCACCCAGAUCUGGAGCUGCUACAGUGUCCUCAAUGUCUUGUAUUCAUUAAUUCAAAAGUCGCAGAUCCUAGAAUACCUCAAGGCGACACAAGCUGGGGAAAGCACGGAAGCCGUUGCCGAACUUGUUGGGGAGUAUGGCACACGAUCCUUAUAUCGGAUGCUAGGUUAUUUCAGUAUUAUCGGACUGUUGCGGGUGCAUACUCUGCUCGGCGACUAUACUUUAGCCCUGAAGGUUAUGGAUAAUGUCGAGUUAUCACAGAAGGCUCCUCUUGCCCGCGUCACCGCGUGCCAUGUCGCCACCUACUACUAUGUUGGAUUCUGCUACCUCAUGCUCCGCCGAUACCCUGACGCUAUCCGCAUGUUUGUCACAAUCCUCAACUUCAUCAACCGAAUGAGGCAAUAUCAUACUCGAAGCUACCAAUACGAUCAGGUCAACAAGACCGGAGAUCGCAUGUAUGCGUUAUUGGCUAUAUGCAGCGCUUUGUCUCCAUCUCGAUUGGAUGACAACAUCAUGAACACUGUCAAAGAGAAGUAUGGUGAUCAAUACACCAAGAUGACACAAGGUUCAGAGGGGUUGCAAGCAUUCGAAGAGCUCUUCACAUUUGCCUGUCCGAAAUUCAUCGCGGCGAAUCCGCCUCCUUACGAAAACGAAGUGCAGUUGGCGGCAUGGUUAGAAGAACCGCCAGCUGAUCCUGCUCAGAAGCAUCUUGCCCUUUUCCUCUCGGAUGUUCACGCUCAGGAUGCUGUUCCUACACUCCGAAGCUUCCUCAAGCUCUAUACAUCACUGGAUGCUGGUAAACUUGCCAACUUCCUAGAUGUGGAUGAGGAGGAACUUGUUCAGCAGAUGAUGGUCAUGAAGCAGUCUUCGCGAAGCGUAACGAGACCCGCAACAUCUGCUGGCAGCUUGCUUCAAGGGGAGGUGGUUUCCACGAGUGAUCUCGACUUUGCUAUUGAAGAGAAUACCGUACACAUCGCAGAGUCUACGGUUGGGCGCAGAUACGGAGGGUGGUUCAUUCGUAACAUUGAGCAUGCCCAGCGGGUAUUCGAUAGCAUGCGUAGCCAGCCACUUCCCAUCACAAAGACUGCAGCUGUGACGCCGCCUGUUAAUGGUCAAGUGGAGAAAAGCGAUGCGCCAGCGGCGCAAUCGCGACAGACUUCGGGACGAACGGGGCGCGCAGUUUGGGGAGGGGCAAAUGCUCGCAGAGUCGAGAUUGAGGCCUAGCUACCACUUAGUUCAGUUGAGCGAUGCAUUAUUGUGACUCAU
Dacryopinax primogenitus is the source of this 1892-nucleotide messenger RNA. RefSeq lists its product as uncharacterized. The transcript is spliced from 9 exons. The coding region runs from base 144 to 1850 and encodes 568 amino acids. NCBI's taxonomy places the organism in Eukaryota, Fungi, Basidiomycota, Dacrymycetes, Dacrymycetales, Dacrymycetaceae. The record is from RefSeq and is a predicted model, not a curated record. Gene Ontology annotation, cellular component: eukaryotic translation initiation factor 3 complex; cytoplasm. Gene Ontology annotation, molecular function: translation initiation factor activity. Gene Ontology annotation, biological process: translational initiation.